AAGCGGCAUUUGCCACCCAUAAAAUCCGAGAGAGGUUCAGCACCAAAAUCUCUCUUCAAUUCCUUCUUCUCUCCUUUGAUCUUCGUUUUUUGGCCAAUCGCCGACGUCCUCCUCCGACACAAAAAGUCAUGGGGACGACAAUUCUUUCAGAUCUCGGCACUGAAAUCGUUAUCCCAAUUUGCGCACUUGUUGGAAUUGUCUUCUCUCUCUUCCAAUGGUAUCUAGUCUCUCAAGUCAAGCUCUCUCUGGAGAAACCGGCCGCCGGCGACAAGAACGGGUUCACGGAAGCAUUGAUUGAGGAAGAGGAAGGAAUCAACGACCACACCGUCGUUCAAAAAUGCGCUGAAAUUCAGACAGCUAUUUCUGAAGGAGCAACUUCCUUUCUAUUCACUGAAUACCAAUAUGUUGGUAUUUUUAUGGUCAUUUUCGCUGGUCUCAUCUUCGUAUUCCUCGGCUCUGUCGAAGGAUUCAGCACGAGUAGCCAAGUAUGCACAUACGACGCCACCAAGAUGUGCAAGCCGGCUCUAAUGACAGCAGUCUUCAGCACUGUGUCUUUCGUGCUUGGUGCCAUCACAUCGGUCAUCUCCGGCUUUCUUGGAAUGAAAAUUGCUACAUACGCUAAUGCCAGAACUACCCUCGAGGCAAGGAAGGGUGUCGGGAAGGCCUUCAUUGUCGCAUUCCGAUCUGGUGCAGUCAUGGGGUUCCUUCUUGCUGCAAAUGGUCUUCUUGUAUUAUAUAUUACCAUCAACCUCUUCAAGAUUUAUUAUGGUGAUGAUUGGGAAGGUCUUUUUGAGUCUAUAACUGGUUAUGGACUUGGUGGUUCUUCCAUGGCUCUUUUUGGUAGAGUUGGUGGUGGUAUCUAUACAAAGGCUGCUGAUGUUGGUGCUGAUCUUGUUGGUAAGGUUGAGAGGAACAUCCCUGAAGAUGAUCCCAGAAAUCCCGCGGUUAUUGCUGAUAAUGUUGGUGACAAUGUUGGGGAUAUUGCUGGUAUGGGGUCUGAUCUUUUUGGCUCAUAUGCGGAAUCCUCUUGUGCUGCUCUCGUUGUUGCUUCCAUUUCCUCAUUCGGGAGUACCCACGAUUUCACUGCAAUGAUGUACCCUCUUAUUGUGAGCUCUGUGGGCAUCAUUGUUUGCUUGAUCACCACCUUGUUCGCCACCGAUUUCUUUGAAGUCAAAACCGUUAAGCAAAUUGAGCCUGCUUUGAAAAACCAACUCAUCAUUUCAACCGUGCUGAUGACUAUUGGUAUCGCGCUUGUUAGUUGGGUUGCUCUUCCUUCUAGUUUCACAAUCUUCAAUUUUGGAACCCAGAAAGUGGUUAAAAACUGGCAGUUGUUCUUGUGCGUUUGUGUUGGUUUGUGGGCUGGUCUUAUUAUUGGAUUCAUAACCGAGUACUACACUAGCAACGCUUACAGCCCCGUGCAAGACGUUGCUGAUUCUUGCCGUACUGGAGCUGCUACAAAUGUUAUAUUUGGUCUUGCUUUGGGAUACAAAUCCGUUAUCAUCCCCAUUUUUGCAAUUGCAGUCAGCAUUUUUGUUAGUUUUACCUUUGCUGCCAUGUACGGUGUUGCUGUAGCGGCUCUUGGGAUGCUGAGCACCAUCGCCACCGGUUUGGCCAUUGAUGCAUAUGGUCCCAUCAGUGACAAUGCAGGAGGUAUUGCUGAAAUGGCGGGGAUGAGCCACAGAAUUCGUGAGAGGACCGAUGCCCUUGAUGCUGCUGGAAACACCACCGCUGCUAUUGGCAAGGGUUUCGCCAUUGGUUCAGCGGCGCUUGUAUCUUUGGCUCUUUUUGGUGCGUUUGUGAGCAGGGCCGAGAUUACAACCGUAGAUGUUUUGACCCCAAAAGUUUUUAUCGGUUUGCUCGUGGGCGCCAUGCUUCCAUACUGGUUCUCGGCCAUGACAAUGAAGAGCGUGGGAAAAGCAGCGCUUAAGAUGGUUGAAGAAGUUCGUAGGCAAUUCAACGAGAUUCCCGGCCUCAUGGAAGGCACUGCUAAGCCCGACUAUGCCACCUGUGUGAAAAUCUCCACCGAUGCCUCCAUUAAAGAGAUGAUCCCUCCUGGUGCUCUUGUUAUGCUAACUCCCCUCAUUGUUGGGAUUUUCUUUGGUGUCGAAACGCUUUCUGGUGUUCUUGCAGGAUCUCUCGUCUCUGGUGUACAGAUUGCUAUCUCCGCAUCGAACACCGGUGGUGCUUGGGACAACGCCAAGAAAUAUAUCGAGGCUGGUGUUUCUGAGCAUGCAAAGACACUUGGACCAAAAGGGUCAGACGCACACAAGGCGGCUGUGAUCGGAGACACGGUCGGAGAUCCUCUAAAGGACACUUCCGGGCCAUCGCUAAACAUCCUGAUCAAGCUCAUGGCUGUUGAAUCACUAGUGUUUGCUCCAUUCUUUGCGGCCCACGGAGGCCUUCUGUUCAAGUUAUUCUAGAUCCUGAUUAUCGAAAUUCAUCCCAAGUUGUAUGAUGUGUUUUGUUUGUUUUUUUUUAGUCGUUUAGCAUCUGUCGGUGCUCGUGUCCGUUUUGUUGUCGGCGAUUAGCAAAUUUUCCAUUGGUACGAUAAUGUCGAUCUGAUGAGUUCGAAGAUGGUAAUAGUAGUAUUAUUCUUUUUUUUUUCCCAGGAAGGUAAAUGAUGUAUCAAUUGUUGGUUCAAGAUACUUGCUAUAUGAAAUGAACAACACACUUGAUCUGAAUUUUGGUU
Cynara cardunculus var. scolymus (artichoke) is the source of this 2689-nucleotide messenger RNA. Its product is annotated as pyrophosphate-energized vacuolar membrane proton pump-like. Lineage: Eukaryota; Viridiplantae; Streptophyta; Magnoliopsida; Asterales; Asteraceae. The record is from RefSeq and is a predicted model, not a curated record. Gene Ontology annotation, biological process: proton transmembrane transport. Bases 129 to 2420 code for a protein of 763 amino acids. The transcript is spliced from 8 exons. Gene Ontology annotation, molecular function: inorganic diphosphate phosphatase activity; diphosphate hydrolysis-driven proton transmembrane transporter activity. Gene Ontology annotation, cellular component: membrane.